GGAGGAGGAGGGAGGCUGAGAGAGAAAGAGAGGGGAGCAGAGAGGCAGGCUUUGCCUUUUCUGGUAGUUAAAGUCGCUGAAAGAAGCAGCAGGAAUUCUUUGUGCUGCAGAAGGGCUGAGAUAUAAACCAGACUGUAGAGGUUGAUAUAUGAAGAGAGGGGAGACACCGCUGUUCAUGGACUAAACUUCAGCUACUGCUAAAGUGAGAAAGUGAGGACAAUUCUUGGGCAUCAUGGAUGAUGACUUUGACCGCCGCAUGGAGCAGAGGAGGAUGAGGAGAGAGCAGAUGCGCGUCGACUCUGACAAGCCGGGAUGCACCAACGAGGACGAUGAUGAGGAAGCUCGGGAGCAAAGGAGACGUGCGAGGGAGGAGAGGAAGAAGAUGAUGAAGGACUCAGAAGAGCCCGAAACCACUGAUGUGAUCGACACUAACAGUGUGACGGAGACCACAACCGUUACUGCUGAAGGUGCAGAUGAUGACCAGGCUUUGCUGGAGCGCCUGGCGAAGAGGGAGGAGCGCCGGCAGCAGAGAAUGAAGGAAGCCAUGGAGAGACAGAAGGAGUUAGGCACCACCAACGGCACAGAAGAAGGUUUGGAAGAGCAGUCCUCUAUCAGCAGCGGCAGACAGCGACAUACAGAGGAAGAGGAGGAGAAGAAGGAGGAGGAGAAACCAGCCCAAGAGGACACCAACUCCUGGAGAAAAGAGGCAGAGGAUAAGAAGGAAGAUGAGAAGAAAGAGGAAGAAGAAAGGCAGCUAAAGGAGGAGGAGGACAGGAAGAAGAGUGCAGCGGAGGAAAAACAACAAAAGGAAAUGGAAGAGAGAUUGAAAAAAGAGGAAAAAGAAAAACAGAAAAAGGAGAACGGAGGGCUCUUUGAGAACAAACUGAAGAAAACAGAGAAGACAUCAAGGGACAAUGUUCCCUCCACCAAGGCAGACGACGCCGAGCGGCAGGAGGCCGAGCGUAAACUCCAGGAGUUGAAGCGCCGGCGAAACGAUGCAGAGAGCGAGGACUUUGAGAAGAUGAAGCAGAAGCAGCAGGACGCAGAGGCCGAGCUGGAGGAGCUGAAGGGGAAGAGAGAGGAGAGGAGGAAGGUCCUGGAGGAUGAGGAGAAGCAGAAGAAACAGGUGAUGGAGGACAAGAAAGCCAAAGACCAGGAGGAGAGGAAGAGGAUGAAGGAGGAGAUAGAGAAAAGGAGGGCGGAGGCUGCAGAGAAGAAGAAGCAGAAGGAUGAAGAGUCUACAAAACCUGUCUUCGCUAUCAGUCCCAAAGGCUCCUCAAAGAUCGGGGCAAAGGCAGAAUUCUUGAGCAAAUCAGCCCAGAAAAGCACCGGAGCCAGAGCGUCUCACACUCCAAUUGUCUCCAAGAUCGGCAACAGACUGGAACAGUACACCUCUGCCCUCCAGGGAAACAAAGACGUCAAAUCUCCAGCAAAGGCUCCGAUGGUAGAUAUUCCUUCCGGAGGAGCACGCAGCAUCAAGAGCAUGUGGGAGAAAGGCAAUGUUGGCAGCUCCUCUGAAAGCCCAAGUCCAAGUCCUGCCAACAAGGAUUUGGCUGGUAUCAAAGGAGGUGUGACCGGACGUGUCAACAGUUGGAUGGCGAAGCCUCCAGAGGCGGAGAAGACAGCAGCACCUGCAGCAGCAGCAGCAGCAGCAGCAACACCAGCAACAGCAAAGCCAGCAGAUGUGAAACCAGGUGACAUCGGUAACAAGCGUGGCAUGUGGGAAACCAAGAAGAGCUCUGCGCCUGCCAAGGUGGCACUUGGAGGCAAGAGCAAGUUUCGCUAAUGCAGGCGUAAGACCCCUAACCAUUGACAUCCCCAUUUAAAUCAAGCCUCACCUGACCAAACACAAGGCUCUGCUACUGUAUGUGCAUCCAUUUCCCUUCAGCGUCCCUGUUUUUCGCAUGAAGUUCACACCGGAGUGAGGAAAAGACAAGGGACCAGGAUGAGUGACUCCAGCAUCAACUUCUCCAGAGAUUUGUUUCCUCAAAAGUUUCAAAAUAUUGAUGUUUUCAUCAUUUUUUACCAAAAAAUUCAAAGAUGUCUUAAGGUUUUCAGGACAAAGUACCCCAUAUUUUAUGCUUAAUAUAAUGGAUUGUGUAGUAAACAUCUGUUUAAUCAAGGUUACACAUUUCAGAUGGCUGUCAAGACGCUUAAAUGUUAUAUUGCUUUCAAGUAUUGUCAUAUAGCUUAAACCCAAUAAUAAGCAUUUGUGUUUUAUUGUCAUGCACACUCACUGGUUUUUGGGAUGAUAGUCACUGUUUUGACUCCAUGUGAUAACCGAGGCUGUUUAAUGUCCAUCUCACCGCUUGCAUUUGAAUUGUUAGAGUGUACUGCCACUGAGCUGGAUGUUGGGUGAUUAGCCUGUACAUAAUAGAGUAAUUUCAUAAGUCGGUACCACUUUCUAAUAAGGCAUAAAGGGUUUAUAAACAGCAGGUUUAUGGGUUGCCAGGUUGUGAAAAAUCCCUUUGUGAAGUUGUAACUACAAUUCUAAUGUUGUGGCUCUGGGGAUGGAAAUGUCGGUCAAUCUGUUGGUCCACGGAAUCUGUUGGAUUGCAUUGCCACAAAGUUUGGUACAGACAUCCAUGGUGCCCAGAGGAUGAAUCCUAAUGACUUUGGUGAUACUCUGACUUUUCAUCUAGCGCCACCAACUGGUCAAACAUUUCACUUACUGUAUCCAGUGAAAUAUCUCAAAUUCUACAGGAUGGAUUUCACACAAAAUUGAGUGAAAUGUCUUGAUAAAUGUUGAAUGGAUUGCUAUGAAAUUUGGUACACACAAUCAUUUUUCCCUCAGGAUGAAUUGUAAUGCUUUAGGUGAUCCCCCAACCUUUCAUUUAGCGUCAUCAUCAGCUCAGAAUUUUAAUUUAUCCAAUACUUAAAGGUGCUAAAUUCGAGGUCCAGAGCGUCAAUAUAGCAGCAAACAACUAUUUAUUGUAAAGAUAUAGAGGAGUAAUGUCUACCUGAGCAGAGAAUGAAGUUACUCUCCCUCUGUGUCUGUUAUAAUCCGAGCUUGUCUGUGCUUUGUAACUGCGCUGGGCCGGCCGCGCGUGCUUUUAGUGCAUGUUCAUUUAUUUGAGCGUGCCCCACUGGCUAGCUCACAGCCGCUGCUCUGCACUGCUCUCAUACGGCAGUUACAGCUGAUUACGCUGUCCUGAGCAAUGGCGCCAUUGCAGAAGUGUAGCACCGCAAUGUUGAGAGCCGUUGAGAGAAGAAAUGCUCCCAAUCUCGUAUUUAGCGCCUUAAGUUUAUGAUCAAAUAGCUGCAAAAAUAACAUUCCCAUCAACAGCAGCUGUACUGUACUAUUAUUUAGUGCUAAUUAGCAAAUGUUAACUUGCUACAGAAGUACAGCAUCACAGAGCAGCUCACAUGGCUGGAGACUGUUAGUGCUGUUUGCUCUUUAAUUAAUCAGAAAGACUGUUUGACCUCUGACCUCCUGGCAAAGCUUUGCAAAGUUAAUUUAUCAACAAUUUAUUAACAUUCACAAGCUGGAUGGAUUAUUAUAAAAAAGAAACAACUCUUUAUUAAUGCCUUGAUAACUGCAGACUUGAUGGCUUACUAGAAAAUGAGAACCUUUAGUUACAAAGUUUAUAAACCCCUUAUAAAGUGUGCCUUAUUAUAAAGUGGUACCCAUAAAUCCAUCACCUCAGAGAUAACAUCAGUGGCACAUUCAGCCCAGGACUGCAGCCAGAGUAACACAAUGUGCAAGCAGUUCAACGUUUCUGACAACAACAUAUGGGUUUGUUACCUUUUUCUGGCUUUUGUUAACUGUGGCAGUUUGAAAAUCACAUUAUUAUGUAAUAUAAACACGAACAACGUCUAUGAAUACGUGUUAAGGCGAGUAUCCACUGUAACAACUGUUCAGUGACCAAAUGCAAUUCUAUUUAACAGGCAGUCUUGCUUUUCUAUCAUCAGUUUACAUCACAAACUUCACAGUUUAAUUGCAUUUCAUCGCAGCGAUAAAGGUCUAUAAGACAAUGGCAAUAUGCACUCUGUAAUUAAGUUUAAAUUGUACCCUGGUGUUUCUCUCAGUCAGCAGUGCACAUGAGUUGAAUCCUGCCAAAAUGGAUUGCCAGAUGGAUUGCUUCGUUUGAAUGUUUGAAGUUAUUGUUUGUACUUGCUUCAGCAAUAAAAAAAAGAAAGAAGUAUAA
Sebastes umbrosus (honeycomb rockfish) is the source of this 4148-nucleotide messenger RNA. It is a transcript of the gene cald1b, whose product is annotated as caldesmon 1b. Gene Ontology annotation, biological process: signal transduction; actin filament bundle assembly; angiogenesis. Gene Ontology annotation, cellular component: actin cytoskeleton. The coding region runs from base 233 to 1786 and encodes 517 amino acids. NCBI's taxonomy places the organism in Eukaryota, Metazoa, Chordata, Actinopteri, Perciformes, Sebastidae. The record is from RefSeq and is a predicted model, not a curated record. The transcript has 15 exons. Gene Ontology annotation, molecular function: myosin binding; actin binding.